Messenger RNA from Rhincodon typus (whale shark), 1319 nucleotides. RefSeq names its product NADH:ubiquinone oxidoreductase subunit A10 (gene ndufa10). The transcript is spliced from 10 exons. The coding region runs from base 81 to 1136 and encodes 351 amino acids. The record is from RefSeq and is a predicted model, not a curated record. Lineage: Eukaryota; Metazoa; Chordata; Chondrichthyes; Orectolobiformes; Rhincodontidae. Gene Ontology annotation, biological process: mitochondrial electron transport, NADH to ubiquinone. Gene Ontology annotation, cellular component: cytoplasm.
GUGGCCAGGCACCGCGCUGGGCGACUCGGCGUCUCCGGACGUGCGGCGGCGGGUCACGAAGGACCCCGCAACCGACAAGGAUGGCGGCGCGGAGGCUGCUGGCGGCGGCGGCCUGGGGAGUCCGACAGUCCCUUCAACCCGGGGCUCGGAUCCACAUGACUCCCCACAGAGAGCUGAGGUAUGGUUGGUUGGCAUACAUGUUAGGUGACACAACAAUGCGAAAGUUCAAGGACAACAGUAAAAUCAUCACCAUUGAUGGAAACCUUGCGUCUGGAAAAGGUGCCUUAGUGAAAAGCUUGGCUGAGAAACUAGACAUGUUGUAUAUCCCUGAGGUUGAUAUUCAUUACUGGGACUGGAAGACAGGUGAUGGCCAGAAGUUAAGUUCUGCAUUUAAUGGUAACUGCAGUGUGGAAAAGUUUUACAAGGACCCUAAAUCUCCAGAUGGAAAUUCCUAUCGGCUGCAGAGUUGGAUGUACCACCUUCGGACCCUGCAGUACUCUGACGCUCUGGAGCACCUUCUUCAAACAGGGCAAGGUGUUGUAUUGGAGCGGUCGCCCUACAGUGACUAUGUUUUUCUUGAAGCGAUGUACCAACAAGGAUAUAUCCGGAAGCAGUGUAUCGACCAUUACAAUGAGCUCAAAGGAAACAGCAUUUGUGAGUUCCUUCCCCCUCACCUUGUUAUCUACCUGGAUGUACCUGUUGUGGAAGUACAGAAGCGGUUGAAACAGCAUGGUGAGACUUACGAACAAAACGUUUCUGCGGAUUACUUACAGAGCGUUGAGGACGCGUACAAGAAGUCUUUUCUUCCAGAGAUCAGUGAAACAUCUGAAAUUCUGCUGUACAAUACAUUCCAGGCUCCUGAUGUAGAGAAGGUUGCUGAGGACGUCAGACUGUUAAAGUGGGAGAAAGGGCCAUGGCUGGAGCAAAGUGAUGUUUCCUUCCAUUUACUCAGACAGCUGGUUGAAGACAAGCAACGUGUAGCUGACCUGACAUCGUUUCCCAGAUUCCUUCCAGAAAUCACAAUUGGAGCUCACGAGUUUGAUCGAAUGUAUCAUGCCUACAGACAGCUCCCAGGUCGAAAGUAUGCAGAAGGUUUCAAUGCUGAUGUUGGAGAUAAGUGGAUCUGGUUAAAGUAACUGUGUGGCUUGUGGAAUACCAAUUAAACAGAUUUGAAAGGAAGUGAAAGUGAGAGAACUCUGAUGCAUGGUAAAAUAGCAAGCUCAGCAUGGCAAACCUGAUUGGAUUUACCCAGGGCCUGUGCAGAAUUUUGAGUACCUUAUUAAUUGACUGUAGAUAUCAAAUAAAACCUGACAUUGAAA